AUGACAUCAAAAAUAAAUUAUCUACUUGGAUAAUAAGAAUGCAACCAUAAUUUUUACCAUUAGUUGUAAAGACCAUGCUGUUUUAAAACUUAGUAAUAGUUAUUGAGUGUUGGCUUGUGUUUAACAUUCUUUAUUAAUUUACAGCAGUAUUGGCUUAUUAGUUAUGUCAUAUAGGUUUCUCUGUUACCUUUGUAAUAUUUGACUUAAUAGGAGAGAGUGUUGAUAUUUUUACAACUAAAAAAUCUUGACAGUAAGAAUUAUUUAUUGAGGCUCUUUUAUAACUGUACAAUUAGGGAUUAUAUGUUCUUUAACGUUAGUGUCCUAAGUUAAUUUGAUGAUAUCAUCAUUUAAAAGAUUGCUCAAAUGAACUGA
Molecule: messenger RNA, 372 nt
Organism: Paramecium tetraurelia
Lineage: Eukaryota; Ciliophora; Oligohymenophorea; Peniculida; Parameciidae
Exons: 2
Source: RefSeq, a predicted model, not a curated record